AUGACGACCACUGACUGCCAGCUGGCAAACGGCUGGUGCCCUCACCAGCUCUUGCUUGCCACUUUUACAGCUGCAUAUUCUGUAUCGGACAAUGAGUCUAUCAGAUCAAAUCGGUUAGAAAUUCCCUUGACUUUCGAGUUGAAAUCGGUCAUGAACUGGAACAACGGACAGCUUGCCCGCCACUCACGGAGAAGCUACAACAUUGAUGCGACCAGGCAGAAGCAGUAUUUCGCCCAGGCCAAGCGCCAGAAAGUCACCGAUUCACGAAGACGAAAGUACAACGCGGAGGAUUUUGUUCCAAGCUAUCUCAAGGACCCGCAGGAGGUAUCGGUUCAACAGAUCCCUGAGGCGAUACGGCACAGAGAACCGAGAAGCAGGCUUUUGACACUGCAAGACUUGCCCGAGACUUUGCAGCAGGCAACAGAGUAUCCAAAGAACGGCGGACGCAUAGAGAAGAUAAAGAGAAUUCAUAGCUCUCAGGAACAAGAUGAAGCGAGUAUGGACGCAAAACGACGCAGAUUAUUACAGCAGAGCGACUGGUCCGGCGUGGAGCUACAGAAGCCUGUGAUCAUCACCUACCCGGAGACGGCGAGAUCAAGAAAAUCAUUUCAGCGCCACUUAUCACACAAUCAAUUCGGAUCGCCUCUGGCCGAGGAAUCAAAUGAUCGAGUUUCUGCCCACACCGUGAUCAAAAUCGCGAGCCAGGAAUACCGCUGGAGUCCUGGAAAAAGCAGCAUCAGGACGUGGCAUUCUAAAGGACAAAGUGCAUUACCAGAGACGCCAAUUGUCGAGCGAGGGUCAUUAUACGACAUCUCGUCAUCCGCAUCCAAAAGUUUCAGCAGUUUCAUUCCAGAAUCUCCUUGCGCUGAGCGGGCCUUGCAGAUUGGGAAAGCAAAGGCUGGCCGCGAGACGCAGGUACAGAGCAUGCCGCACACGAGUCCAUCUAUAUUCGACCAGCCUUUGGUCAAGGCUAUUCCUGCAACACAAUUUCUUCAUCCACAACCUAUUAGAUGCAUGCCGCAAAGUGUCUAUGCAAGGUUGUCGGAUUCAGCGCUUAGUGGUGAUGUCGCACUGAAUCUCGAGCCAGCGAGUCUUUCGCGGCUACAGAGCGAUGGGUCCAGUUACGUUGCGGCUACGGCGAGCAAGUCUGGGGAAGGUGUGGUAGCGGAGCCUGUUAAAGAAAACAGCUCAAGCAAAAUAUCCGAGUCCCCACGAGAGUUCAGACAACCGGGCAUAUGCAAUGGUUUACCUCUUUCAAUUGAGCGCAACCUCGAUCUUCCCUCGCCUCGACGGCCGUCGUCCCAAGCGAUUGCAGACGUUCCUGAUAGAGGAUUUCUUCGAGGUAGCGACUCCCUCCCGAGCAGUAUCACCACACCCGACGUGUACAGAAUAGCUGAGACAAGUCAUCUGGGCAACCGGCUGUCGGCGCUGCCCUACAAGCGCUCGGUGCCAACGGCGCCAGAGCUUGGUAACGAGGACGAGAACAUGGUGUGGAAGCGGUUCGUGCUUGGGUCUUAUCACUCUGUCCCUGUCGCUAUUAAGUCAUCUGAGCAUUGUGGUCCCGAGGGAGAUGAAGCGUCCGACAGCCGGAGCAAGCUCGGGGUCAAGACUGCGGCGAUUGAAGAAAAUGCAUCUCCGGGUCCUACCACACGACGGUGUCAGGUCCCCACGCCGGCUCCAAUUGGGCCAGCACCGCCACUGACCAUUUCCGCGAAAGGCCCGUCGACCACCAGUAUGCGCUUCUCCAAUAAACCCCAGACGACCUGUGACGAUGAGGCCCCCGCUUGUUUCGGUGAAUUGCGAGAUGAACCCGAAGUAAUGACCGCAUUACCCACAGAGUCGAAAGCUGUAUCGCAAUCUACAUUGCUGGAGGUGCAGCACAUGACUUUGAAGCCAGAGUCGACGUUCCACCCACCGAGUCUGUUUGUGGGCAGGCUGGCCGCCAGUGGUGGUGCCGGCGCUGCUGUGGCAGCGGUACCCAAGACCAGCGAGCUAGAACAGAGCAGCUCCUUCGCGCCAAAAGCACCAUCGGGGCGACUGAUGAGCCGAAGACGACGUAAUAGGCGACGCGAGGCUGGACGGCCGGAUAUCAGAGCACUGCCCAACAUACAGGGCGAUCCGAUUGAGUUUACACCAUGA
Beauveria bassiana ARSEF 2860 is the source of this 2139-nucleotide messenger RNA. RefSeq lists its product as uncharacterized. The record is from RefSeq and is a predicted model, not a curated record. Lineage: Eukaryota; Fungi; Ascomycota; Sordariomycetes; Hypocreales; Cordycipitaceae. The coding region runs from base 1 to 2139 and encodes 712 amino acids. The transcript has a single exon.